Molecule: messenger RNA, 765 nt
Organism: Schizosaccharomyces osmophilus
Lineage: Eukaryota; Fungi; Ascomycota; Schizosaccharomycetes; Schizosaccharomycetales; Schizosaccharomycetaceae
Gene: nnt1
Product: nicotinamide N-methyltransferase Nnt1
Exons: 2
Coding region: 1-765 (254 amino acids)
Biological process (GO): peptidyl-lysine dimethylation
Molecular function (GO): protein-lysine N-methyltransferase activity
Source: RefSeq, a predicted model, not a curated record
AUGACAGAAUUAGAUUUUGAAGGGUUUAAUAUGUUUGAAGAGCCAGAAGGCUUUCGUCCUUCUACUCCUCCCCCCAAAACGGUUCUUCAUGAGCGAAAGACUUGUCCUAGUGGACCAAAAGAAGUUGAACUACAACUCGUAGGAUCCCAUUCUCUAUGGGCGCACUACUUGUGGAAUAGUGGUAUCGUGCUAUCAAAUUUCAUCGAUGCCCAUCCGGAAAUUGUUCAGGGAAAGGUUGUUUUGGAGUUUGGAGCAGGUGCUGGCUUGCCCUCUGUUGUAUCAGCUUUCGAUGGCGCCAAACAUGUUGUGUGCUCAGACUAUCCAGAUCUCCCUCUUAUUCAAAAUCUUGAACAAAAUAUGAAAAGAUAUCAAGAAAUUGAAGGUAAGGCAUCUGCUGUGGGUUAUUUAUGGGGAUCCGAUGUUCAAGACCUGCGAAAUUAUGGUGGUCUUUCACAGGGUCAAUAUUUUGAUGUUUUACUGCUGUCAGAUUUGGUAUUCAACCACACUGAACAAGCAAAAUUAGUCCGUUCCUGCAAAGCAGCCAUGGGUGAUAAUAAGAAUGCAAUUGCUUAUGUGUUUUUCACUCACCAUCGCCCUCAUUUCGCUAAUAAGGACCUGCUUUUUUUUGAUAUUGCAAAAGAGCAUGGGUUUGAGGUAGAAAAAAUAGUAGAGGAGAAAAGGGACCCCAUGUUUGAGCAUGAUCAGGGCGCCCGUGAAGUUCGUGCUACUGUUCAUGGCUAUACAAUGCGUUUACUUCACGGGUAA